AUGCAGAACAAGACAGAGAGUGCCGCGAAGCCUUCGGUAGAGUAUGCCGACGUGGAGGAUCCAGGAAAGAAGGAAUUGCAGACCAAUCGACUGGCUCCAGCUCAGAUAAUGAGCCCAGAGGAAUUCUCUGCCGCAGAGAAGAGACUGAAGCGGAAACUCGAUAUACGUCUGCUGGUCUGCGUCUGGGUCAUCUUUGUGAUGAACUAUUUGGACCGGAUGUACGUCCUUCAGAACAAUAUAUCAGCAGCAAAGGUUGCCGGCAUCGAAGAGUCUCUCCAUAUGGACAGCACACAGUACGCCACGGCCGUGGCUCUCCUCUUCGCCGGAUAUGUACUUAUGCAGUUACCCUCCAACAUCUUUCUUGCGCAUCUGCGACCGUCUGUCUACAUCCCCACUGUAAUGGUCAUCUGGGGAGCCCUCUCUGCUCUUGUUGGAGCCACCCACAAUGCAGGGGGGCUCUAUGCUCUCCGUUUCUUCCUCGGAUUCGUGGAAGCUGCAUUUUACCCUGGAGCACUUUUCCUGAUCUCAUCUUGGUACAAGCGGUCCGAGAUGGGAGUCCGUAGUGCCUUUCUCUUCUCGGGCUCUCAGCUUGGAAGCGCGUUCUCCGGCCUCAUUGGGGCGGGUAUCACCGGUGGUCUCGACGGUUCAAGGGGCCUCGAGUCGUGGCGCUGGAUCUUCAUAAUUGAAGGAUCAGCUACUGUUUUCAUUGCGUUGCUCGCGUUUUUCGUUCUGCCAAACUACCCAUCCAACACUCCUUGGCUGAACCCCGAAGAGCGUGCUGUGGCAGAGUGGCGGUUGAUAUCCGAUGCUGGGCAGGUGGACGAGGACGACGAACGGUGGAGCUAUGGCUUCAAGAUGGCCUUUAAGGACUGGCGUUUGUAUGUCUUUGCUCUGAUCUUCCUCUGUAUUCAGGUUGCAAGCGCCACGUCCAACUUCUUCCCGGCCGUCGUCAAGACCCUGGGCUUCAGCACCGUCAACACCCUCCUCCUCACCGUACCUCCAUACAUGCUGGGCUUGGUCGUCUCGAUUGCCAACAACUGGUCUGCCGAUAAGUUCCAGAAUUCGUCUUUCCAUGCCAUCUGGCCGAUGGUAGUUGCCAUCGUUGGCUUCGUUGUUGCUGCAGCCACAUUCAAUAUCGGUGCCCGCUACUUUGCAAUGGUCCUUAUGGUAGCUGGAGGCCAUGGAGCAAAUGCAGUAGUCCUGGCCUGGACACAAAAGACGAUGCUGCGGCCCAGAAUCAAGCGUGCCUCUGCGGUGGCUUUUGUCAACGCUUUUGGCAACAUUUCUCAGAUAUUUUCAUCCUACUUCUACCCCGACUAA
Aspergillus puulaauensis is the source of this 1320-nucleotide messenger RNA. RefSeq lists its product as uncharacterized. Lineage: Eukaryota; Fungi; Ascomycota; Eurotiomycetes; Eurotiales; Aspergillaceae. Bases 1 to 1320 code for a protein of 439 amino acids. Gene Ontology annotation, biological process: transmembrane transport. The transcript has 4 exons. Gene Ontology annotation, molecular function: transmembrane transporter activity. The record is from RefSeq and is a predicted model, not a curated record. Gene Ontology annotation, cellular component: membrane.